UGGUGAGCUGCAGAGAGAGAGGAGCUGAAGGCUACAGUUAGUUUCAUUUUCUCCCAACUGAGACACACAACAUAUUCCUGGGUUGACACUGGAAACUGUCCUUGAUUUCCACUUACAGACAACUUCCUCUCUGUCUCUCCAGCUGCUGGUCAUGGACUUCGUAGACCCCAUCCUGUCCGCCGCCUCACAGAUCUACACCCUAGUUGAGAAUGUGAAGGCCAAUAAGAAGCGCUGCCGACGUGUUCGUUCCCGAGUUGAAGCCCUGGAGGACCUGGUGAGGUCCAUCAAAAAGAGGGACCGGGGCCAAACCUCUGCCGAAGUAAAAAAAGCUCUGAAGGAACUUUCCAUCACUCUGGGAUCAGCACAGGAGCUCAUCAAGAAAUACACUGUGGCCAACUGGGUGGCGCGCAUCCUGAAGUCCGGCAGCCACGGAGACGAGUUCAACAGUGUUAACGAACGCCUGAAUGAUGCCUUCCAGGUCCUGUCUGGAGCUCUGCAGGUGGAGCAGGGGAACAUGCUGUACAAGGUGUUUGAACAGACCUCCAGAGAGAAGGAAGACGAGGAGGCCGGGAAGGAGGACGACAUAGAGCUGAAGACAUUGCUCCAGGACUACAUGAAGGACCAGACGGAGAAAAUAGAAGCCAUGAUGAAAGAAUUCGAAUGCCUUAAAGUCAACGUGGAAAAGGUCGUGGAACUCUUGAAUAAGCCCAAAGUCACUAAUGAAGUCAUUCGAAUGAUCAAACCAGACGAGCUGAAGUACGAACAUCCCAAAGAGCCCUUCAUGAAGACAUCGACCUCAGAGGUCUACAGAGGAGAGUACCAUGGCUUCACAGUGGCCAUCAAGAGAUACACCGACACUUUGAACACCAGCGCAAGGGAAGUGCGGUCUGUUUUCAAUAAGGAAGUUGAAACCAUGAAGCGUUUUGAGUCGCCCAACAUCCUGCGAAUGUUUGGAAUCUGCGUCCAGGAUGAGGACGGACCCAAGCCUCAGUUCCUCAUCAUUAUGGAGUACUGUGAGAAGGGAAGUCUCCGUCAGGUUCUGGACUCAGAAAACUGCAAGCUGUCCAGGACCAGGAAAGCUCGAAUGUGUCUGGACGCAGCACAAGGACUCUACAGACUGCACCAGACCGAAGAAAAAUAUAAGGUCCACGGAUGCAUCAACAGCAGCAAGUUCCUGGUGGCCGAAGGCUACAGAGUCAAGCUGGGAGGUUUUGAGCUGGCAAAGACCGAGACGUCGCUGAAAAAGACUUCAAAGGACAAACCGAGCAGGUCCCUGUGCUACUCGUCUCCUCAGAGGCUCAACGACAUCAACCACGCCUACAGCAAAGAGUGUGAGAUUUACAGCCUCGGAAUCGUCCUGUGGGAAAUUACAACCCGUAAGAAACCUUUUGAAGGUUUUUCAAAUACAGAAAUCUAUCAGAAAGUCUGCAAAGACCAAUUUCAGGAGCCAAUCCCUGAAGACUGUGACUGUCCUGAACAACUGGGACUUCUGAUCAACGCCUGUCGGGCCUAUGACAUCUUCAAGAGACCGUCUGCUGGAGUGCUGGUGGAUGAACUGCGCAGAGUGGUGGCACAGUUAGAGGAGUGAUAAACCUCUUCAUCGCUCUGCCGCUCCGUCUGCUGGGCAUCUUUAGGAAAUACAAUUAUAAAGCCAUAAAACUGUCCUGUAACUUGCUGAAAACGUCUUUAUAACCCACACAAAGUUUACAAGGCACUAAACUAAAUAUCACUAAGCAUUGGAUUUCUGUAACUCAUACGGUUCAAACCAGGGACCUGUUUCCAAUAAUAAAACUUCUUCUGCAUGUUUUUAACAGCAUUGUGACUUUAAAGGUUUUUUAAAUGAGCUGGUGACUGCGUUGUUUUAGAGCUGGCAGUAAUCUCAGGAACCCACAGAUGUUGAUACUGUGAUUGUGCACAGCACUUCUCAACCACAGAACGACCUCACUACCCUGGAUAUCAUCUGUUCAGUCAUGAGCGGCAUUAACUAUCACACAUGCAAGGCUUCCUACUAAAACUGGUUCUUGUAACUCCAUCUCAUCAAACAAAGAAGGGCCUCCACCCAGUAGUACAACUCAGAGUUAGUGCAAAAAUACCACCAUGCUUCAUGUAAAAGUCAAGUUUGUUUUAUAUUUAAGUCUUUAUGUUUACAAUGACCCCAAACUGUCUCUGUGAAUUAAAAAAUAAAAACAAUGAACAAA
Messenger RNA from Micropterus dolomieu (smallmouth bass), 2198 nucleotides. Its product is annotated as mixed lineage kinase domain-like protein. NCBI's taxonomy places the organism in Eukaryota, Metazoa, Chordata, Actinopteri, Centrarchiformes, Centrarchidae. Gene Ontology annotation, biological process: protein phosphorylation; cell surface receptor signaling pathway. The transcript has 11 exons. Gene Ontology annotation, molecular function: ATP binding; protein kinase activity. The coding region runs from base 152 to 1588 and encodes 478 amino acids. The record is from RefSeq and is a predicted model, not a curated record.